AUGUUAUUAAAGGAACAAUAAGAAUAUAAGUUAAAGUUUAUCGAGGAGAGAAUGGAGCAAUAUGAAACAAGUCUUUUGAAGAGGGUCAAUCACUUGGAAGAGAGAAUUAGAUCCUUCAAUCAAAAAUUUGAAAGAAUUGAUGAAUUGGGUGAACGAGUCAAUGAUUUACAUUCUUUGUUUGAUAAACUCAAAGAAAAUUUUGAUACAAAACUAAUGUUACAAGAUGAUAAAAUUGCGAAAGCAAAUUUCAAUAUAAAUAAAAUAAAAUAGGAAGACCUACAACAAAUAUAUAAUAUAGUUAAAAAAGGAUUUCAUAAUUCAAAGGAUUUGUCCUUGGAAAUGUAAAACAUAAAGACCAAGGACAUAAGACAAUCCGAGGUUCUAUUCAAAUAGGAGUUGAAACAAUCAAACAUUUUGGGAGAAAAAUUGCAAUCUCCACUUUUGCAUUAGAGAAUGGAUAGUUAUUAAAAAAGUGAUAGGAUGAGAUCGAUAACUCUGGAGAAGGAUAAGGGACAGGAACAAAAGGUGAAAUUCGAAAAUGAAACCGAAGAUUUGGAGAAUAACAAACCUAAUUCAAAGGGCAUUGCUAAAAAUGAUACUCAAAAAUUGAUUGAUAAAUAUCAGUUCACUUUAUAAACCAAGUUACAGAAUGAGAAUAUUUAGAAGUUGAGUAAUGUGAAGAUUGAAGUGCAGAAUACUGAAUAAAGUAAGAUACUGACUUAAUAGCAACAAUCGUUGCUUGAGAGGACGAUAUCCCAAGAUCAUAUUCCACGAUCAAAAUACCUAACUAGUACGAAUUAAAUUAAGGAAUAACUUAAAAACUUAAGGAAAUGA
Molecule: messenger RNA, 834 nt
Organism: Paramecium tetraurelia
Lineage: Eukaryota; Ciliophora; Oligohymenophorea; Peniculida; Parameciidae
Exons: 2
Source: RefSeq, a predicted model, not a curated record